Dermatophagoides farinae (American house dust mite) is the source of this 2634-nucleotide messenger RNA. The record is from RefSeq and is a predicted model, not a curated record. Lineage: Eukaryota; Metazoa; Arthropoda; Arachnida; Sarcoptiformes; Pyroglyphidae.
AAAAUUUUGUUUGUCCACUGCUUUAUUUCUAUUUUCUUUUCUGAUGUGAAUGAAAUGAACUUGUGGACACUUUUUCCAAAACAGUGAGAAAAAAAAUGGUCAAUUUGUUGAAAAUGAAAUUCCUAUACCAUUCAAAUGUGAUGAAAUUAUUAUAUUUUUCAUCAUCAUUAUUAUUGAUUGGAUUCUGUGAAUGUCAAUCGGGACCAUUUUCGUAUGGACAUUAUUCACAGGCAAUAACAGCAACAACAACAAUUAAUGAUUCAACGACAAUAUCACCAUCAAUUUCGACCACCACCACCAUUGCCAUCACAACAAAUGAUUUUGUUGCACGAAGGAAAGAUAUGCACCUCAAUGACUAUCGAUCAUCAUCAUCAUCAUCAUCAUCAUCAUCACCAACGACAUCGUCAUCGUCAACAUCGACAACAAAAUCUUCUGCAUUAAGCAAAUUAUUUGAACAAUCAAUAGCAAAAACAUAUCGAUCAUAUGAGAAAAGAUAUAGAAAUUGUCCAUCAUUACGGAAUGCAUUGAAAAAUGGUUAUGUAAAAUUACGUUCAUAUCCAAAUCGUGUAGCUCGAUUCACCUGUAAUAAAGGAUACGAUUUAAUUGGUAAUCGUUAUUCUACAUGUAGCCGUAAUCAUUGGACACAUGAUUUACCUGUUUGUGUUUCAACAUAUUGUCCAAAUAAAUUGAAUGUACCACCACCAUUGAUUGUACGAUUAAUAUCCAAUCAUAGUAGUGUUGUUGAUCUUCAAUGUGAAAUUGGUUAUCGUAUUCAAGUGACAAAAAAAACCAGUGGCAGAUAUUUUUCCGAUUUUGAUCAUAAUUCAUAUCAAGCAUCAUCGAUACGUGCAUAUUGUGUAUCAAAACAAUGGCUUAUUGAUGAUUGGAAUCAACCAGAUCAUUCAUAUACAUCAUCGAUGAUUCCAUUAGAUCAAUGGCCAACAUGUGAAAUUUAUGAAAAGCCAAUAGAAAAAUCAAUGAAUUGUACAUUCGAAAAUAGAUAUGGAUCAAUUUGUGGUUGGAUGCAAGAUAAUGAUGAUGAUUUUGAUUGGACACGUAAUUCAUUUACAACACCAUCAUUUUUAGAUGGAACUGGACCAUCAUUUGAUCAUACAUUUGGUGUGAAUAGUAGUGGAAAUUAUCUUUAUCUUGAAAGUUCAUAUCCACGUGCAUCAAAUGAUAUUGCCAGACUUUAUUCACCUGUAUUUCAACAUGUUGAAAAUUCAUCUAUCGCUUGUUUUCAAUUCUAUUAUCAUAUGUAUGGUAAAGCUAUUGGAACAUUACGUGUGUUUGUUAAAGAAAAAUAUCAACGUUUUUCCGAUUUGGAACCAGUUUGGGAAAUGUCUGGUGAUCAAGGUGACCAAUGGCUUGCUGGACAAGUGGAAAUUCAACCAAUAUCGCCUACAUUUGCAUUGCAACCAUUUCAAAUUAUCAUUGAAGGCAUUCUCGGUAAUGGACAUCAAGGUGAUAUUGCUAUCGAUGAUUUGUUAUUAACAUUGGGUAAAUCAUGUUCAAUGAUAACUACCAAUUCAACUACUGUCGAUGUUGUUAGUGAACCAUCAAUCGCUGAUAUUCUAGAUUCAACUGAUUCACCAAUCAAUUCAGUGAAUUCAUCAUCAUCAAUAUUACCAAAACCAUCAAAAUGGCAUGAUUCACAUUUUACAGAACUGGACGAUGAUGACAUGGAAAUGGAUACAUCUCAUUUGAAUGAUCCAAUAUUACCACAUAAUGAAAUUUUUCGUUCAAUAGUACAUCUUAAACCUAUAACGACACCACUAACAACAACAACAACAACAACGACGACGACAACAACAACAACAACAACAAUUGCAACGACCACUAAAGCGACAACACCUUCCACCACAACAAAGACAACAACAAUAAAACCGAAAAUAUCAACGAUUAUUGCGACACAAACUGAAUCAAAGUCAACAACGUCAACACCAACGACGACGACGGCGACUACGGCAACAAGUAGUCAUAUUUCGACUACGUUAAAAAAUAUCACUGAAUCAUCAACACGAUUAUCGACGACAACCGGAUUGAAUGCAGCAUUACAAGCAAAAGCUAUAAUCGAUAUCACUGAUAUCACUAAUGAUAAAAAACAUUUCGCUGCCCAUUGGUCAGUCAUAAUGAUCGUAUUCAUUGCAUUGUUAAUCAUUAUUGGAGCCAUUCUAUAUGUUGCUUAUAUUAAUCUACCAAUAAAACCAUCAUCAUCAUCAACAGAUGGAUUAGUAGCAAUAUUUGUUAAUCGUUGUAAAUUAUUUCAAUCAUCAUCAUCAUCGUCGUCGUCGUCAUCUUCGUCAGCAUCAUCACAUUAUGGAAGAUUUAAUCAUCAUGAUGAUUCAGAAUUAUUAAUGGUUAAUGAUGAUGAUAAUCAACAACAACAACAACAACAACAACAACAACAUCGUAAUCCAAAACGUACUAUACCGGAACAAUAUAUUGAUCAUCAAUUUACAGCUAAAGGUCAUGGUGAAAUAUUACGUGAAGCUAGAAAUAUGGCAGCUAAAUUGGUUAUUAAUAAAUUGACUGUUGCUGGUCUUUUCCAUGAUGAAUAACAUUGGAAUUGAACAACACAACACCAUUUAAAAUCCAAUACUCUCUAAUCAACUUGAUUGACUAAUUUUUUUU